CGUGAAAUAGCUUGCAACGGAAGUGAACAGCCGUUUUAGUCAGAAUGCGGAAAUGAGCGUGCAUAUAGCGCAUUGGAUGAUGGGAGGGUGCGAUGUUCAAAUUUGUUUCCGUUUUUCUCUGUUUUGUAGGUUAUGGAGGCUCAGAAAAGUGCUACUAUGACCCCCCGAACUAACGUCGCAUCGGGCCGAAGAAGUCUUGGAUUUGAGAAAACUAACUUACGAUACACACCGGGUCAACUAACUGCCCUGAGAAUCCCAACAAGUCGGAGAAAACCGAACACACGUAACGAUAUAGACCCAGAACAACUGGCUUACAUUGCCAAUAUUGAAUGGAAACUGUCUUAUGUCACACCCUUGUAUAAAUUCAGACACACCCAGCUUGUGUUGUACUCCAAGCAGCUUUCAGCUUUCAUAGUAGCAGAAAAACAGAAAGGCAUUGCAGUGGAAGUUGGACCAGAGAUGGGCUUCAAGGUGGUGUUCUCUGUGGUCCUUGGGAUGACAGAGACUGAUGAGGAUGCAGAGACUGUUUUUAUAAAGAUCUGUUCCAAGCCUGCAUUUGCUGUAGAGGGCAGUGCUGUCAAAGUUGUGUGGAGUGGAUGGUUUACUUGUGUCAACGGCAACUUGGACUAUAUGAGAUCCCUGCCAUCUGAUUUUGUCUCUCUGCCCCUCUUCUGUACCAAUGGGCCAGAGUCCAUAACUGCCCUGGUUAAGUCAUGGUUCACAAGAAUGUUUGAUUGCUACUUUGGGCCUUUAAGCUUAAAUUCUAGCAUUCUUCAGUGGCUUGGUGCCCUCUGGACUGAGUGCCAUCCUGCUUCCAACAUUAGAUACCUAAAGCUUGCCUGGAACUUGCCUACACUGCCUCCUCUGGACAUCUCAUACACAGUACACCCACAAGACGCCUGGAAUCUGUGGAGCAGUAUUCGGCAAAACGAUAGCAUGGAAGAUGGCAUUAGCAUUGAGGAAGUCAGGCGUUUCAUGAAAGGACUUGAGUCACACUUCUUCAGACACUUCAGGAUGCAUCUAUCUGCAGGAAUGUUAACCAGAAUUUGCACUUCACUGGGCUCUGCACACUGUGAUGGAACGAUCAAGAUCACCGGUACUCAAUACAUCACCCCUGUGCUGAUGCUGCUGACAGAAUGUGCUCAACUCAAAAUGCCUAUCUGAUCAUCAGAAAAAGAACAUGUGGUAACAAAGGAAUUGAUUUUAUUCAAAUUAAAUAAACUGAGUAAAAUGAA
Molecule: messenger RNA, 1235 nt
Organism: Paramormyrops kingsleyae
Lineage: Eukaryota; Metazoa; Chordata; Actinopteri; Osteoglossiformes; Mormyridae
Gene: cenpl
Product: centromere protein L
Source: RefSeq, a predicted model, not a curated record